Myzus persicae (green peach aphid) is the source of this 3130-nucleotide messenger RNA. RefSeq lists its product as uncharacterized. The transcript has 8 exons. The record is from RefSeq and is a predicted model, not a curated record. Lineage: Eukaryota; Metazoa; Arthropoda; Insecta; Hemiptera; Aphididae. The coding region runs from base 326 to 3115 and encodes 929 amino acids.
ACAUAUUGCGUCUUAGAACAUUGGACUGAGCAUGCGCGCUGGCUGGCGAUAGUUUGACAUCAUCUUUUGUCGCUUUUCUCGGAAUAAUGAUCGACCGCCGCCGCCGCGCUAGUUGCGGGAGAUGAUGAUAGUAAUAAAUGAUAGUAACAAUAAUGCCGUAACAGAACGCGCCAUAACACCGAAACGGCUGUUGUGUUUUCUUGUGCGUCGUGACUGCCGUUGUGCUCAAUAGCGAAUCACAUUUUUUGUUCCCUUUCAGGUUAUUUCGUUUUCUCGCCCCGUUCGGCUUUUGUGAGCUCGUACCAGUUUCGGAGGCUUAUGAGUUAUGGACGUCGAUAAUACACCGGCACCCGAAGGUAUGGAAACCGCCGAACAUGUUCGUUUCAUUUUCGGCCUACUGGACAGUAUAAAUAAGCGCAUCGACGUGAAAUUACCGGCUGGUGUACUCCUUAGUAUAUCAGAAAUUCAAAUGCUAGUUGAUGAUCACAUAAAAUCAAAAAAUUAUAAAUUCUCAGAACAUGGCCAAAGAGUAAUACAUUUUAUUCUAUACUUAAACACUGAGAUGCCACAUUGUAAUUGGGUUAAAGCAGAUCCGCUGCUAGACCUCAAACAGUAUAUACAUGGCAAUACUCUUUCAAAUAACCUAUACCAUAAACUCGUGGAUAUAUUAAACUUAAAGCCAUUUAUAUUCGAAGUUAUAGCUUAUACACCUUAUAGUUUUUGCAGCGAUUUAAUUGAUAUUAGCUUAAAUAAAAUAAAAGCUAUAGAUGGACUUUCACAAUUAGUUGAUACUGAAAAUCUAAUUGUUUCUUUGAUGAAAACUGUUAAACGUGGACCUAUAAGAUCUAAUUCAGAAACUUAUGUAGUCGACCACUUCAAUCAAGCCAUGUUAGUAUUCGGCAAGGAUAAUUUGCCCCAUGAUAUAAGAAGACUUGAUUAUGAAGAUGAACAAAAAGAAAUAACAAGAUAUAAUGGGUUUCGGGUGAAAAGUAUAUUUAACAUCUUUAUUGAGAUGAUUAAAUUUAGAAAUGCUCCUGAUCCUUACAAACUGUAUCCAUUAUAUACAUUAAAAUCAUUACGUUCUUCUGUUCCAUCAACAGAUACUGGACAUGUUAUAUUUAAAAAAUGUUUUGAUGUGGUGAUGUAUAAGUGUAUGAAUAUGUGCAAUUUCAGCAUUGAUACUUGGAUUUCUUGGUAUGAAGUGGAAGUUAUUGAAGAGGACACCAAUCUACAAGCAUCCAUUGGACAUCUAUGUUAUGAAUUAUGUAGUUUGAUAGAUAAUGGAACUAUUAGUGAACCCUUAUUAAAAGAAUUCAGGCCAAUUCUACGUAAUAUAGCCAUAGAAAAGAUUGACUUUAGUAAUAUUGAUAACACUGACAUUGAUGCAAUGGCUAAACGUGUAGAGAGUUCUUCCAAAUUUCAUCUCAACGGUUGGAUAAAAAAAAUGAUCGAAAACCCUGAUGUUUUCGUUCAUAACCGCGCCAUUCAAGUAAUUGGCACCUACAUAGACUGUGUUGAUUACAAUUGCUUCAAAGCCAUCAUUGAUAGUAGUAUGGCUUAUCAUAAAAAUGGAGGAGUAGUGUCCGAAGCUGUAGGAAAAGUAAUAUUUAAAGGACUCAAACACUUGGAUUUAGAAGAUGCAUCGUGUAUUCUAUGUCAUGUUUUGAUCCACUAUGCCGAUUGUACAUUUUAUUUAUCAAAGGAUUUUGAUGAACAAUUACUUUUUCUUGCAAAUAAUGAGUACAAAGAAAAUGCUGAUGCACUAGAAUUAUUAACGAUAUUAAUUUGGCUUAUUAUACAACAACCAAGAAAAAUGUUGAAUUUAUUAAUAUCGCAAUACGUCACUGGUAUUUAUGGAUUACCAGUCAAAGGAUUUGAAGCUAAGAGAUCAUGCCUCCACCAAGGGUUGGUUAGUAUUCAUGCACACAUGAACCGUUCUUAUAUUUACCAAGAAUACAUGAACUGGUUGUCUUUUGAUUCAAAUUUAUCAGUAGAUCAAAAGCAUAAUCUUCGUCAAUGGAUUUUAGGAACUACCAAACAUCUUCGUGUAAUGAAACCAAAAGCAUUUCUUACAAAUGUCAUAUUUCCUCUUCUAAACCCUUCACCAAAUUAUGAUCACAUGCUGUAUUUGGCUACUUUAACUAAAAUGAUUUUGAAUGAAUGUCAUAUUAUGACACUUCCCUACAUAGAAGUCUGGGAUAGACUACUUGUUCAAUUGGCCAAAAUAUUGGAUGAUGCACGUUGGUCCAUAAAUAAUUAUUCAGCUGUUAGAGUCGAAAUAUGUGAAAAAAUGAUUGUAAUUAUACAGCCUCUUUUGCACUAUGCUACGCUUAUAGAUAAUCUAGUUAAGGUGGAAUCCUUGGAUUUUAUCAAACAAGAACUAUCAGGUCUACAUUUGAUGACUCGUUCUCAUUUCUUACGUUUGUGGAAAUCUGAAUGUAUUACAAUAGAUGGAAUGGAUGAACAGUUGAUCAUGACCAUUCAAUCACAGAGUCAUAUUUCAUUUUCUAAUUUGAAUAGAGAAUCGACGCAAAGAGCUCAAGAAGAAUUUAUUUUCAGCAUUGCAACAUUUAUGCCCAAGUUCACAUUGCAUGAAAUGAAAAGUUUCAUAGCAAAUUACUUAAGUUCAGCAAAACCUUCAUGUAUUGUUGAUGCAUCAUUUUUCUUAUUGGACUGUGUGAUGAAUUCUGUCAUGAGAAUUAUAGUGUACUUGAAAACUGCUGUACAAAAUGAACCUUACGAUAAUCAAUGUGCAUGGGCCUAUGUGGAAAAUACUAUCGUCAACUUUCUAGAUGCUGUAAAUACAUCAAAAAUGUGUUGUAUUUAUGAAGAUGAAAUCAAUGUGCUUUUGACAAUAAACAGUGUUAAUAAAAUUGUAAUGGUAAUAAAACAGCUUGAAAAUAUUCGUCAAAUGCCUCUAUUGGUUGUUGUACGUCGCUUGAUUGAUUUGAUUGUUACACGGAUGGAGCCUGCAGAAAUUUCAAAAGUUUUAUCUCUUUUAGCUUCUAUAGGAUCACCAAAUUCUAAAAAAACAUUGAGAACUUCUAUUCAACGGCUGAUGAAUAAUCUCAUCAUCAAAAAACAACGCGUACAAGAAGUACCUCAUCAAGGCUGAAAUUUCAAAUGUACA